Molecule: messenger RNA, 2425 nt
Organism: Arachis ipaensis
Lineage: Eukaryota; Viridiplantae; Streptophyta; Magnoliopsida; Fabales; Fabaceae
Source: RefSeq, a predicted model, not a curated record
ACUCCCUCUCCCUCCUUCUUCAGUAGCAAGCAGCAAAGCAAACACACGAUCUCUCUGUUUUCAUCUCAUAAUAUCUACUUUAAAAAUUAUAUCAAACUCAGCACCAAUCGAACUCAACCAGAGACAUAAACUUGGAGGAAAGAAAAACCCUCUUUCACCUCAAUUCGAGGUUGUACUCAAAUAAUUGGACAUGGCAGCGGCGGCGUCGGAGAAAACUGGAAGUAGUAACAUCAGUGGUGGCGGCGGCUCCACGAUGAUCAUGAUCGAUGAGACCUACGAGUUCUCGGCGCCGAGGUUCUUUGAUUUCAUCAAUGGGGAAACCGAGGAGGACGAGCGCAGGGCUCAGCUAUGGUUCGAUACUGCACUCUCCUACGCACCUUCACCAUUCAUGCCAAAAAUCAAGGUUGGUAGAUCUAUCACGGUAGAUACCUUGUGUGAUUUUAGUGAAGCUGACAAAAUAGACACGACAUCCGAAAAUGUUGAGGAGACUUUUCAGGAAACAAUUAAACAGCCACAUACGGAAAGAAGUGAAGAUGUUUGCAAAGGGAUUUCAUCACCUGGAGAUGGGUCUGCUGAAGUAGGAAAAGAUGCUUGCACUCCCAAACCAACAUUGCAGAAAAGAUUGACAACCACCACCUCCAAGAAGCAAGAGACGGCUAGAAUGAUAGGCACCAGUAAAAAACCACAGUUACAGUCAUCAUCCAUGAAAACCAGCACUACUGGGACUCCCCAUUUGGCCCAAGAGAAUCAAGCUAUUAAAAGGCAAAAAUUGGAAGGAGGAAAGAGUAGACAGAUUCUGAAUGUCAAACAUCAGAAUUUGCCUCAUAAGUCUAAAUUGGGUUUAUUAACCACUAGCAAUGCCAACAUCUCUUCAAGUACUAGCAAGACUAACAAAGAAGACAGAAAGGUUUAUGUUCGUGAAACACCAAAAACAGCACCUGUACCAUUUAUAUCAACAGCAGAAAUACUUAAAAGAUUUCAGUCCAGUACCAGAGACCUGUCAUUGCCCAGUGCUCUUUCUAAUACGAAACCGAAACUAACAUUGACCAGACCAAAAGAACCUGAAUUUGAGACAACUCAAAGGGUUCGCCCAACUAGGGUGAAGAGUAGUGCUGAACUUGAGGAAGAAUUGAUGGCUAAAAUGCCAAAGUUUAAGGCUCGUCCACUGAAUAAGAAGAUUUUGCAGACUUCAAGUUUGCCUCCAAUACCAAGAAGUACACCCCAUCCUCCAGAGUUUAAGGAGUUUCAUUUGGAAACAAUGGCCAGGGCCCAUCAGAAUGUAGAUUCAGCAUCAGUCGCUUCAACAGAGCUAUCUCAGAAGGAUAAUUCAUGGAAGCCUCAUCAUCUUACAGAACCUAAAACACCUGUACUUCAAACAUCACUGAGGGCCCGCCCACCCAAGGUGAAGAGCUCCAUGGAAUUAGAGCAAGAGGAGCUUGAGAAAGCCCCCAAAUUCAAGGCAAGGCCGCUAAAUAAGAAGAUUUUUGAAAGUAAAGGGGACAUUGGCAUAUUCUGCAAUGCAAAGAAGAAUGUUACCGAGCCUCAAGAAUUUAACUUCGCAACAAAUGAGAGGAUCCCACCACCUGCUGCUGUGGCAGAUUUGUUUGACAAGCUGUCUUUGAAGUCAUCUGAAUCUGCACGGAGCCAUAAUCCUCUUCCAAGAAACACAACUCCAAAUCCAUUUCAUCUCCGGACCGAGGAAAGAGGCACUGAAAAAGAAAAGAGAUUGUUGGUAGAACUUCUAACAAAACAGUGGGAGGAGGAAAGAGCGAGGGUUCCCAAGGCUAAUCCAUAUCCUUAUACCACUGACUACCCUGUGAUUCCGCCAAAACCAGAACCCAAGCAAUGCACAAAACCAGAACCAUUCCAACUGGAGAGCCUAGUGAGACAUGAGGAAGAAAUGCAGAAGGAAAUGGAAGAAAGACUAAGAACGGAGAAAGAAGAGGCCGAGAUGAGAACAUUCAAGGCACAGCCAAUCUUAAAUGAGGACCCAAUCCCAGUUCCAGAAAAGGUUCGGAAACCCCUUACACAAGUUCAACAGUUUAAUUUACACGUGGAACAUCGUGCUGUGGAUCGAGCACAAUUUGAUGAAAGGAUUAAGGAGAAAGAAAUGAUGUACAAACGAUACAGAGAAGAAAGUGAAGCAGCAAGAAUGAUAGAGGAAGAGAAGGCUCUGAAACAGUUGAGAAGGACAAUGGUUCCUCAUGCUAGACCUAUUCCUAAAUUUGAUCAUCCAUUUUGUCCCCAAAAGUCUACCAAAGACACAACAAAACCUAAGUCACCAAAUUUGCGGGUACUCCAUAGAAAGGAGAGGAGGAAGGUAUUCAAUGGAACUGUAGUUUCAAGUCCUGCCUCCAACAUGAGAUGAUGAUGACUACAUCAACUUUGUAUAAGUAUUGUAAUUUGUUCAAGAUUUCUUGAAUGA